This is a messenger RNA of Myotis davidii, 1815 nucleotides long. It is a transcript of the gene OVCH2, whose product is annotated as ovochymase 2. The transcript has 15 exons. Gene Ontology annotation, biological process: proteolysis. Gene Ontology annotation, molecular function: serine-type endopeptidase activity. The record is from RefSeq and is a predicted model, not a curated record. Lineage: Eukaryota; Metazoa; Chordata; Mammalia; Chiroptera; Vespertilionidae.
AUGCCUAUGAGUAAGAAUAAACUGUUUUUACUACUGGGAAUGAUCUGUUUGCAACAAGGUAAAUCUGCAACUCUCUCUCUUUCCAAAGCUUCCACUUGUGGGCAGAGUCAAGUGAAGGCACAGCCCUGGAAUUACCUGAAUGGUUUUAGUCGCAUUGUUGGGGGAAGCCAAGUGGUAAAGGGCUCUUACCCAUGGCAGGUGAGUCUCAGAGAACAUUAUCUGGUGGGUAGACUAUGAGCUCUCAAUGAAAUCAAUUCAUUCUACUACUUCCUCUUUAAUAGAAAUACUGCAUCGACUUUGAAUGUUACUGCUGGAAAACAUGACUUGAGCCAUAAAGAGCCAGGAGAGCAAACCCUCACCAUUGAAAGCAUCAUUAUACACCCCCAAUUCUCCACCAAAAAACCAAUGGAUUAUGACAUUGCUCUUUUGAAGAUGGCUGGCACCUUCCAUUUUGGCCUGUCUGUGGGGCCCAUGUGUCUUCCAGAGCCAGGAGAACAAUUUAAGGCUGGAUUGAUUUGCACGACUGCAGGCUGGGGCCGCCUGACUGAAAACGGCAUCCUCCCGCAAGUCUUGCAAGAAGUGAACCUGCCCAUCUUGACCCAGGAGGAGUGUGUGGCAGCUCUGUUAACCCUAAAUAAACCUAUCAGUGGGCAGACCUUUCUCUGCACAGGCUUCCUUGAUGGAGGCAGAGAUGCCUGUCAGGGAGAUUCAGGAGGUUCCCUCAUGUGCCGGAAUAAGAAAGGGACUUGGACUCUCGCUGGUGUGACUUCCUGGGGCUCGGGCUGUGGUCGAGGCUGGAGGAACAAUGUGCAGAAAGACGAUCAAGGAUCCCCUGGGAUCUUCACAGAUCUUAGUAAAGUGCUUCCCUGGAUCCGCAAACACAUCCACAUUGGGAAACGGAGAAAGAGCUCCAGAGCCGCCUGCAGGGAGAAGGAUCCUGUAGUCAGGGAGUCAGAGGGGGAGCUGCACUUCCCAGAGAGCCCCUACCUCUAUUAUGACAGCAAGCAACUUUGUGUCUGGACGCUGUUGGUACCCGAGGACAUGCAUGUGUUACUCAGCUUUUCCCACUUGGAUGCAGAGUCUUGUGACCACAAUUACCUGUCAAUGCAUUCUUUAGAAGACAGACUUCUUGGGAAAUUCUGUGGAGAAAGCCUCGUUUCAUCAGUUCUUGUUGCCUCCAACUCUUUGAGGCUGAAGUUCAACUCUGAUGCCACAGAUUAUGCCGUUGGUUUUAAUCUCACCUACAAAGCUCUUAAGCCAAACUACCUUCCUGAUUCUGGCUGCAGUUCCUUGGCCGUCCUUUUUGAAGAAGGCCUCAUACAGAGUCUUCAUUAUCCUGAAGAUUACAAUGACAUGGCCAACUGUAACUGGGUAUUUCAAGCCCCCAAACACUACCUAAUUAAGCUUUCCUUUCAGAAUCUGGAAAUAGAGGAGAGUGGAGACUGCACUUCCGACUACGUGACAGUGCACGGGGAUGUAGAAAGGAAGAAGGAAAUAGCUCGGUUGUGUGGCUUUGCUGCCCCAGCCCCUGUGCUGAGCUCCUCUGGUGUGAUGCUCAUCAGCUUCCAGUCAGAUGAAAAUGUGACCUUCAGAGGCUUUCAGGCUACAGUCUCCUUCAUCCCUGAAACAGUAUACCCAGAUUUAAACAUCUCCAGAUCAGAGGAUGAGUCGAUGUUUCUGGAGACAUGGAAUGUCCUUCCUGAAGAAUACAAUGAGUCCGGUCUGAGGCUCCCGGCCCAGGCUGGGAGCCAUUCCCCUGGAAACUGCAUGUGCUGCCCCACUUACUUCCUGUUGUCUCGACAGCCCAAGCUGUGA